AUGAAGUCGAAGUCGGAUGAGAAGCUUUCGGCUGCUUCCGCUUCGCAACUUCCUUUCAUACGAAGAGUUGUCGUCUUGUUACGUCCUUAAACUCGCAAGAGUAAUCCUUGGCUCACUAUCAAGAUGGUCAGGGAGGAUAAGACGACCUGGAAGAGCAACUACUUCCUGCGGCUGGUGCAGCUGCUCGACGAGUACCCCAAGUGCUUCAUCGUGGGCGUCGACAAUGUCGGCUCAAAGCAGAUGCAGACGAUCCGUGUUUCGCUGCGCAAGCACGCCGUCCUGCUCAUGGGCAAGAACACCAUGAUCCGCAAGGCCAUCCGUGGACACCUGGACAACAACCCGGCCCUCGAGAAGCUGCUCCCGCACAUCAAGGGCAACGUUGGCUUCGUCUUCACCAAGGAGGACCUGACCGAGGUGCGCGAGAAGAUAAUCGACAACAAGGUGAAGGCGCCCGCCCGAGCUGGCGCCCUGGCCCCGCUCGACGUCAUGAUCCCGGCGCAAAACACCGGCCUUGGCCCCGAGAAGACCUCUUUCUUCCAGGCCCUUCAGAUCCCUACCAAGAUCUCGAAGGGUACCAUUGAAAUUCUCAACGAGAUCCACUUGAUCAAGAAGGAUGACAGGGUUGGGGCUUCUGAGGCCACCCUUCUCAACAUGUUGAACAUCUCGCCAUUCUCGUACGGCCUGAAGAUUCUCCAGGUGUACGAUUCUGGCACUGUCUUCUCUCCCGACAUUUUGGACAUCACACCAGAGGACCUGCGAUCAGCGUUUGUUGAAGGUGUCCGCAAUGUCGCUGCUGUAUCCUUGUCCAUCGGAUACCCGACUGUUGCAUCGGUUCCACACUCCAUUGUCAAUGGUCUCAAGAACCUCAUUGCCAUUGCUGUGGAGACAGACAUCACAUUCAAGGAGGCAGAAAUGGCCAAGGAGUACCUCAAGGACCCGUCGAAGUUCGUUGCAGCAGCAGCUCCAGCCGCAGGAGGUGGGGCAGCCGCAGCCAAGCCGGAAGCCUCGAAGAAGGAAGAGGCCAAGAAGGAGGAAUCCGAAGAGGAGGAUGACGACAUGGGCUUCGGACUCUUCGACUGAGCUUCCAUAUGGCUGGCUGCCCACUGCUGCUUUGCAGCAGUGGCUUUUACCGCUCCUCAAUAAAGUUGCUCAGAAAGGUC
Molecule: messenger RNA, 1160 nt
Organism: Dermacentor andersoni
Lineage: Eukaryota; Metazoa; Arthropoda; Arachnida; Ixodida; Ixodidae
Gene: RpLP0
Product: ribosomal protein LP0
Biological process (GO): ribosomal large subunit assembly; ribosome biogenesis; cytoplasmic translation
Cellular component (GO): cytosolic large ribosomal subunit
Molecular function (GO): large ribosomal subunit rRNA binding; structural constituent of ribosome
Source: RefSeq, a predicted model, not a curated record